Messenger RNA from Bufo gargarizans (Asiatic toad), 1496 nucleotides. Its product is annotated as sulfotransferase 1C2-like. Gene Ontology annotation, cellular component: cytoplasm. Lineage: Eukaryota; Metazoa; Chordata; Amphibia; Anura; Bufonidae. The transcript is spliced from 8 exons. The record is from RefSeq and is a predicted model, not a curated record. The coding region runs from base 95 to 1006 and encodes 303 amino acids. Gene Ontology annotation, molecular function: sulfotransferase activity. Gene Ontology annotation, biological process: sulfation.
CGGGGCUGGGGGCGGGGCGAGAGGGGUCCGGGGAUAAGACGGAAGAAAGAGGCGAAAAGGACCGGAGAAGACGGGAGGAGCGGCGGCCGGCAGAAUGAAUCCAGAAUUAUUCGCCAAGUUCUCAGAGGAGCUGAAGAUUGCGGGCAAUAAAGUGGGGGAGGUGCAAGGCGUCCCCCUCCCCGAAAGCAGCUGCGAAAUCUGGGAGCAGAUCUACAACUUCCAGGCGCGAGAAGAUGACAUCCUGAUCGCUACCUACCCCAAAGCAGGGACUACAUGGAUGCAGGAGAUCGUGGACCUGAUAAUGCUAGAGGGAGAUGUGGAGAAGAGCAUGCGGGCCCCGUGCUUUGUCAAGGUGCCGUUCUUAGACCUCUAUCCAAAGCCAAUGCCGUCAGGUGUGGAGGCCGCAAACGCCAUGGAGUCACCGCGUCUCCUAAAAACUCAUUUACCAAUACAACUUCUGCCGCCAUCUUUUUGGGAGAAGAAUGUCAAGGUAAUUUACGUUGCUCGGAACGUCAAAGACUGUAUGGUCUCCUACUUCCACUUCCAGAGGAUGAAUAAAGGUCUGCCUGAUCCAGGGACCUGGAAUGAAUAUUUCUCCACAUUCACUGCUGGAAAUGUUCCUUGGGGAAGCUGGUUUGACCAUGUUAUCGGAUGGUGGAAAGCAAAAGACAAGCGCCAGAUCCUCUAUGUCUUCUACGAGGACAUAAUUGAGGACCCAAAGAGAGAAAUAAGAAAAAUAUCACAGUUUCUGGGGAAGGAGCUGAGAGAGGAGGUUCUGGACACCAUCCAGCACCACACAUCGUUCAGUGCCAUGAAGGAGAACCCAAUGACCAACAUGAGUAUCCUGCCUUCAGAUGUAUUUGACCAGAAAAUCUCCCCCUUCCUGAGGAAAGGUAAAGUUGGAGACUGGAAGAAUCAUUUCUUGGUGGCCCAAAAUAUUGUGCUUGAUGAGGAAUACCAGAAGAAGAUGGAGGGGAUUGGGCUGAACUUCCGCACCGAGCUAUGAAACAACUAAAAUGCCUGCCAUGACACAAAGUUUUUUUUUUUUAUGUGAGGCGGGUGGGAUAAUGACCCCCCCCUACCUUGACCACGUAGACCCACUCACCGUCUCAAGACUGAGGGAGAAUUGACAGGUUUGGAGAUGUACAUGAUAGAUAUUAAUUAAUCACUGGGAGGUUUGACCAUAAAGUCAAUCUCCAGGCUCCUCCCCCUCAUUGAGUCUCUUCACCUAUUUAAAGAGACUCCCUUUAAUUAGGCCCCUCCCCUCAGUCUACGUGAUGCAGUUUCCAGAUCUCACCGGUGGUUUUGUCCUUGCAGCUCUUCAUGCACUGACUUCUGAACAAACAGAGCUGCAGUGUAAAGCAUGGUGAAGGGAUAGUGGGAUGGUUGUAGACUACCUCAGACUCCAGUAGACAAUACAGCUAAGGUGGAGUCAUCAUGAAUCAUAACUGUGUCCUAACAGUGUACCAUGCUGCAUAAAGAACCGUUGACAUAAA